This is a messenger RNA of Acanthosepion pharaonis, 1740 nucleotides long. The record is from the annotation of a GenBank genome assembly. NCBI's taxonomy places the organism in Eukaryota, Metazoa, Mollusca, Cephalopoda, Sepiida, Sepiidae.
AUGUUUCUAUUCAUUCGUUUUUUUCUCUCUCUCUCUCAUUCCUUGUCAGUCAGCCUGCAAGAUCUUUUCAUUCAUUCGUUUUUUCUCAUAUACUUUACUUCUUUUCUUCUUUUCUUCCGUUUCUCUCUUCAUUCUUUUCUUUUAUGCAUGUCUUUUAUUCAUGUUGUUUUCUAUAUUCCUUACUUCUUUUUUUUAUCUUCUUUCUUUCAUUCUUUCUUUCUUUCAUUCUUUCUUUCUUUCAUGCAUUUUAUUCUCUUUGCAAUCAUGUUAUUCUAUUCUUUGUUUCCUUCAUUCAUUUUCACCCCAUUUUCAUUAUUUCUUUUUUCUUUCUUAUUUGAUUCUGUUUCAAUCCAUUUCAUUCCUUUUUAUUUCGCUUUUAUUUCAAUCAUUUUAAUUGCUAUUUUUAUUAUUUCCUUCCUCUUUUUCUUUCUUCAUUUAUUCGUUUUCUUUCCGGUUGCAGUCAUUCCAUUCAUUUAUAUCUUUAUUUUCCUUCCAUUUUUCUUCCAUUCAUUUGCGCUGCAAGUUCUUUCUCUUCGUUCUAUUUUUCUCUCAUUCCUUCUCAGGUAUAAAAAGAAUUCAAGUUCUUUCUGCUUAACGAACUUUUCUGUCUCUUAUUCAGUCAGCUUUCAAGUUUCAGACAGCACGUUCUUUCUAUUUAAUCGUUUUUUCUCUCAUUCCUUUUCAGGUAUAAAAAAUUCAUGUUCAUUCUGUUUAACGAAUAUUACUAUCUUUUUUUUUCAGUCAGACAGCACGUUCUUUCUAUUUAAUCGUUUUUUCUCUCAUUUCUUUUCAACUAUAAAAAAAUUCAUGUUCAUUCUGUUUAACGAAUAUUACUAUCUUUUUUUCAGUGAAAACGAACUUUCAUGUUCUUUUUUUCUCACAUUCCUUACUUCUUUCCUUCCUUUUUCCUUUCUUUGUUACUUUGUUUCUUUCUUUCUAUCUUUUAUGUAUCUUUUAUUCAUGCUAUGUUCUAUAUUCCUUAUUGUCUUCCUUCCUUCUUUCAUUCAUUCUUUCUUUCUUUCUAAUUUCAUGCAUAUUCAUCUCUUCGCAAUCAUUUAUUCUAUUAAUCUGUUUGGAUCCAUUUCAAUCCCUUCUUUUUUUCAUUUUUAUUUCAUUCAUUUUAAUUACUAUUUUUAUCAUUUUCUUCCUUUUUUUUCUUUCUUCUUUUACCCGUUUUCAUUCAGAUUGCAGUCGUAUCAUUCUUUUAUAUAUUUCAUUUAUUUUCUGUCCUAUUUUUCUGUCCUUUCUUUCGUUCCAUUUCUUUCAUUUCUUUUUUAUCUAUUUCAUUCAUUUUCUUUCCUAAUUUCAUUAUUUCAAUUUCUUUCUUUUUCUUUAUUCAUUUGCUUUCCUAUUUUUAUUAUUUCCUUCUUUCUUCGUUCUUCCAUUCAUUUUCCUUCCUAUUUUCAUUAUUUCCUUUCAUUUUAUUUCUUUCUUCCUUCAUUCAAUUUCCUUUUUAUUAAUAUUAUGGCUUCUCGUUUUUUCAUUCUUUUAUCUAUUAUUCAUUUUCGACCAGAUUGCAUUCAUUUUAUUCUUUCAAUCAAUUUAUUUCAUUCUUUUUUUUUCUUUCAUUCAUCUUCAUCAUGCGUACUUUCCUUCCUUUUCAUCUCUGUUUUUCUCUCUUUUAAAUUCUAUCCUUUUCUUGUUUCUUUCAUCUCUUUCUCUGAGCAAGAGCAGGUUGAAAUCAGAUGUGAAACAAUCCCAUUGAUGACGGCAAAGGUGCAAACACACUCGACCGACUGA